CUCAGAGCGUUCUGUCUUCCGUUUCCGGGAGAGAGAGAGAGAGAGAGAGAGAACACCGGCGAUGGCCUACGUGUUGAGGUCGGCGUUGAAGUCGAUCAAGGAGAAGGGUCUCCUCAAUGUGGUGAGGGAGCUCAAGAAUGAAGGAUACUCGAAAUGCCUUCUGGAUGGAAAUCUCCUGCAAACCAAGUUACAUUCAAUAGGUGCAAAGGUUGUUGGCAUUGACCAGUAUGGGAAUAAAUAUUACGAGAGCAUAGAGAAUACACAAUUUGGAAGACAUCGGUGGGUGGAGUAUGCAGAUAAGAGCCGAUAUAAUGCAUCUCAGGUGCCAGCUGAGUGGCAUGGUUGGCUGCACUACAUAACAGACCACACUGGCGAUGAGCUUUUAAUGCUCAAGCCAAAGAGGUACGGUAUGGAACACAGGGAGAACUUCUCUGGGGAAGGUGAGGAGUACAUAUACCAUUCAAAGGGACACACUCUAAAUCCUAGCCAGAGGGACUGGACAAGAUAUCAGCCAUGGCAGCCAGUGAAAGCUUGAGCAUGGUUCUUCUGUUCACCUCUGAAACUCAUUUCAGCCACUUGUGUUUCCUUGGUUACAAGAAUUGCAGUUACAUAUCUAUUUCUGUCUUGUAUUGAAGUUGUGAACCCUAUGGAUUCUAGUCCAAUAAGAAGGGAACCAUUUCCCACAACCAUAACCAUGACAUUUCUACCAUUCUCCAUUUGGACUGGGACUAAAUACUACUCUCUGACACUUUCA
Messenger RNA from Nymphaea colorata (pocket water lily), 754 nucleotides. RefSeq names its product probable NADH dehydrogenase [ubiquinone] 1 alpha subcomplex subunit 12. Bases 62 to 535 code for a protein of 157 amino acids. Gene Ontology annotation, biological process: response to oxidative stress; mitochondrial respiratory chain complex I assembly. Gene Ontology annotation, cellular component: membrane. The record is from RefSeq and is a predicted model, not a curated record. The transcript has 5 exons. NCBI's taxonomy places the organism in Eukaryota, Viridiplantae, Streptophyta, Magnoliopsida, Nymphaeales, Nymphaeaceae.